Ilex paraguariensis (yerba mate) is the source of this 2031-nucleotide messenger RNA. The record is from the annotation of a GenBank genome assembly. NCBI's taxonomy places the organism in Eukaryota, Viridiplantae, Streptophyta, Magnoliopsida, Aquifoliales, Aquifoliaceae.
GAGGGUCUUAUACUUAUCAGAAGGAUUUUUGAUACUAUUUUAUUUGAUCUGCCAGCGGGGAACUUAUGAGGAGGGAUAGGAAUGGCAGACAGACCAUACCGAAUACCUAAAGGAGUAAGAAACUGAUACUCGGCCUCAGCAAAAUCGCAGUAUGAUAGGGGCACUGGCGAGAAGAUCAGCAUCAGCUUCAUCGAGUUCAAUCUCAUGUCGAAACAAUCUAAACGCCAUUACGUCGAUUUACAAUAGACGCCGGGACUUCUGUGUCGGCGUACUUCCCGACGGGGUCGAUAGAAAUUCCGAUUCAUUUGCUUCCAACUCCAAGGUCAUGGAUGGACUCCUCUCCCAACUUCAAUCUUACAUCAACAAGGUUAUGGCAGGAGGAGGGCCAGAAGCCGUGAAGAGAAACAGGAGUAGGAAUAAGCUUCUGCCCAGAGAGAGAAUUGAUCGCCUCCUCGACCCUGGUUCUUCUUUCCUCGAGCUUUCUCAGCUUGCAGGGCAUGAGUUAUAUGAGGAACCCUUACCAUCUGGUGGGAUAGUUACUGGAAUAGGAUCGGUUCAUGGCAGGCUUUGUAUGUUUGUGGCUAAUGACCCCACCGUUAAGGGAGGAACAUAUUAUCCCAUUACUGUUAAGAAACAUCUGAGGGCACAAGAGAUUGCAGGUCAAUGCAAACUACCAUGUAUAUAUCUUGUUGAUAGUGGAGGUGCUUUCCUUCCAAAGCAGGCAGAGGUUUUUCCUGACAAGGAGAAUUUUGGUAGAAUUUUCUACAAUCAAGCUGUAAUGUCUUCAGAGGGUAUUCCUCAGAUUGCAUUGGUAUUAGGGUCUUGCACAGCAGGUGGGGCUUAUAUACCUGCCAUGGCCGAUGAAAGUGUAAUGGUUAAGGGAAAUGGUACCAUUUUCCUUGCUGGACCCCCACUUGUGAAGGCUGCUACAGGAGAAGAAGUUUCUGCCGAGGAUUUGGGGGGUGCAAGCGUGCAUUGCAAGACAUCAGGUGUUUCAGACUAUUUUGCCCAAGAUGAACUGCACGGACUUGCUAUAGGAAGGAAUAUCGUAAAGAACUUGCACAUGGCUGGGAAUCAUGGGAUGAUAAAUGGAUUGCAACAUACCAUCCCUGAGUACAAAGAGCCAUUGUAUGAUGUACAGGAGCUUCGUUCCAUUGCCCCAACAGACCUCAAGCAGCCCUUUGACAUCCGAUCUGUUAUUGCUCGCAUUGUUGAUGGGAGUGAAUUUGAUGAAUUCAAGAAAUUGUAUGGCACUACACUUGUUACAGGCUUUGCAAGAAUUUUUGGACAGCCUGUGGGAAUCAUUGGAAACAAUGGUAUACUAUUUAAUGAAUCAGCUCUCAAAGGGGCACACUUCAUUGAAAUCUGUACUCAACGAACCAUUCCUUUGAUCUUUCUCCAGAACAUCACAGGAUUUAUGGUUGGCUCCAAGUCUGAGGCAAAUGGUAUAGCAAAAUCUGGAGCGAAAAUGGUGAUGGCAGUUUCUUGUGCAAAGGUUCCCAAAAUUACGGUCAUUGUUGGUGGAAGCUUUGGUGCUGGAAACUAUGCAAUGUGCGGGCGUGCAUAUAGUCCCAACUUCAUGUUCUUUUGGCCAAAUGCCAAAAUAUCUGUGAUGGGUGGUGCUCAGGCUGCUGGUGUGCUUACCCAAAUUGAAAGGAGUAACAAGAAAAAGGCCGGAAUCCAGUGGACAAAGGAAGAAGAGGAGAGAUACAAGGCCAAAGUGGUCGAGGCAUAUGAUAGUGAAAGUACAGCUUAUUACUCCACAGCAAGACUCUGGGAUGAUGGCAUUAUUGAUCCAGCAGACACCAGGAAAAUUGUAGGUCUCUCCCUCUCUGCUGCUUUAAACCGUGCCCCAGAAAGUACCAAAUUUGGUGUUUUUAGAAUGUAACACAGCACAAUUUGUACCAAAUAAAACGAGCAAGUGGCAAUUGCAAUAUUUUCGUGGGAAUUGGAACAAAUCAUUACUAUUUCUUUAUGCUCUACACACGAUGGUUAGAGGUGCAACUCGGACGGGUUAGACGUACUGUGAGG